CAUAAAUGUAAACUAUUUUUUUUCAAUGUAUUCGUUAGAUCGAUGGUAUUUUUUUUCAAUGAUCUAUGAACUAUUGUGUAAAUAAUUGUUAUGUUAGGACAAGGAAUUAAAUGUUUAUCGUUCUACUUAUACCUUGCCUUGUUGCUCUUGAAGCUGGCUUCCAUACAGAGCUGAAGGCCUUCUCCUUCUGUUCCUCUCGCUAUAUUUUAUUAUUGAGCAGUCAGUACCGGUGCUUUCCGCAUAUAUUUUCACAAAUUAAGACUGGUGAAAAAUGGCUAUCGAAAGUGUUGGUGGAUCCAUUGUAUCUAAAAUAGCAGAACUCUUGGUGGAACCAACAGUAAGGCAGUUCCGUUACAUGUUCUGUUUCAACAAUUUUGUUCAAGAAUUCGAUGAACAAAUGAUGAACCUGGCUUUGGCAUUUUAUCCUCUGCAAGAUGCUGUCGACGUUGCUAAAAGGAAUGCUGAAGAAAUUGAGAUUAAUGUCAACACAUGGCUGGAAAAAGCAAAAAACGAAAUUGAAGGUGUGAAUCAUUUGCAAAAUGAAAAGGGAAAAAUUGGCAAAUGCUUUACUUGGUGUCCAAAUCCGACGCGACAAUUGAAGUUAAGCAAGGCACUGGCAAAGAAGACGGAGACUUUGAGAAAACUUGAAGCAAACAGUAAGUUUCCAAAAGUGUCCUACAAACCACCUCUUCAAGGCAUAGAAUUUCUUCCAUCGGAGGAAUUGACGCCUUCAGAAUCGUCAAAAGCAGCUUUCGAACAGAUUAUGAAAGCUCUCAAAGAUGACAAUGUCAAUAUGAUCGGACUGUACGGCAUGGGAGGGGUGGGUAAAACCACUCUAGUGAAAGAAGUAGGAAGGAGAGCCAAAGAGUCGAAGCUGUUUGAUGAAGUUUUGAUGGCUACACUGUCCCAGAAUCCAAAUUUCAUAGACAUUCAGGAUCGAAUGGCAGAUAGUUUAGGUCUGCAUUUUGGCGAAAAGACUAAAGAAGGGAGAGCAGAUCGAUUAUGGCAGAGACUGAAGACAGAGAAGAAGAUGCUUAUAAUCCUGGAUGAUGUUUGGAAAGUUAUUAACUUGAAAGAGAUAGGGAUCCCAUUUGGUGAUGCUCACAGGGGUUGUAAAAUUCUUCUAACAACACGUCUUGAAAACAUAUGUUCUUCUAUGAAGUGCCAGCCAAAAGUGUUCUUAAGUCUCUUAUCAGAAAAUGAAGCAUGGGGUUUAUUCAAAAUCAAUGCAGGUUUACAUGAUGAGGACUCUACCUUGAACACAGUGGCGAAGGAGGUUGCGAGAGAAUGUAAAGGAUUGCCUAUAGCACUUGUGACAGUGGGAAGGGCUUUAAGAGAUAAAUCUGCUGUUGAGUGGGAAGUAGCGUCUAAAGAGCUCAAAAACUCUCAAUUUCGGCACAUGGAUGAACUUGAUGAACAAGAAAAUGCAUAUGCAUGUCUUAAGUUGAGCUAUGAUUAUUUGAAGCACGAGAAAGCCAAGUUAUGUUUCUUGCUAUGCUGUUUAUUUCCAGAAGAUUACGACAUUCCAAUCGAGGAGUUGACGAGAUAUGCAGUUGCCUAUGGGUUACAUCAAGAUGUGGAGUCCAUUGAAGAUGCAAGGAAACGAGUUUGUGUGGCAAUCAAAAACCUCAAAGCUUGUUGUAUGCUGUUAGGAACUGAAAGUGAAGAAUAUGUGAAAAUGCAUGACUUGGUUCGUGAUGUUGCUAUUCAGAUAGCAUCAUCAGAAAAAUACGGAUUCAUGGUAAAGGCUGGCUUUGAGUUGAAGGAGUGGCCAGUGAGCAAUAAAAGCUUUGAAGCUUGUACAGUAAUUUCGUUAAUGGGCAAUAAACUCACAGAACUUCCUGAAGGAUUGGUGUGUCCACAGCUCAAAGUUCUAUUGUUAGGACUGGAUGAUGGUUUGAAUGUUCCAGAGAGGUUUUUUGAAGGGAUGAAAGAAAUUGAAGUUUUGUCUCUAAAGGGAGGGUGUUUGUCAUUGCAAUCACUUCAAUUCUCAACGAACCUUCAAUCGUUGCUGUUGAUCGAGUGUGAAUGCAAGGUCCUCAUUUGGUUGAGAAAGCUGCAAAGACUUAAGAUUCUUGGUUUCAUUGGGUGCGGCUCCGUUGAAGAAUUACCUGAUGAAAUUGGGGAGCUCAAGGAGUUAAGGUUGUUGGAUUUGACAGGUUGUCGAUUCCUAAAAAGGAUUCCAGUGAAUUUGAUAGGAAGGUUGAAGAAGUUAGAAGAACUGUUGAUCGGGGAUGGGAGCUUUGAGGGAUGGGAUGUUGUUGGAUGUGACAGCACAGAAGGAAUGAAUGCAAGCCUAACAGAGCUAAAUUCGCUGUCUCAUUUAGCUGUAUUAUCAUUGAAGAUACCGAAGGUUGAAUGCAUUCCCAAAGAUUUUGUUUUUCCCAGGUUGCUCGAAUAUGAUAUAGUGUUAGGGGAUCGGUAUUAUUUAUUCUAUAAAAAACACACAGCCUCGACAAGAUUAUAUUUGGGUGAUAUAAACGCCGCAUCCUUAAAUGCAAAGACGUUUGAGCAGUUGUUUCCUACUGUGUCUCAUAUUGAUUUUUGGAGAGUGGAGAGUUUAAAAAAUAUAGUAUUGUCCUCUGAUCAGAUGACCACCCAUGGCCAUUGGUCGCAAAAGGACUUCUUUCAAAGAUUAGAACAUGUAGAAGUGAGCGCUUGUGGGGAUAUUCGCACUCUGUUUCAAGCAAAAUGGCGGCAAGCUUUGAAAAAUCUAAGGAGUGUGGAAAUUGAUCACUGCGAAUCAUUGGAAGAGGUAUUUGAAUUGGGUGAGGCUGAUGAAGGAAUGAACGAGGAGGAGGAGCUGCCGCUGCUGCCAUCUUUAACAACGUUACGGCUGUUGCAUUUACCUGAGCUCAAUUGUAUAUGGAAGGGGCUCACCAGACAUGUCAGCCUCCAAAAUCUUAUUUUUCUGGAGUUGCACUAUCUUGACAAACUGACAUUUAUCUUCACACCGUUCCUCGCUCAGUGUCUUAUUCAUCUGGAAACACUACGGAUAGGAGAUUGCGAUGAAUUGAAGCGUCUUAUCAGAGAAGAGGAUGGUGAAAGGGAAAUAAUUCCAGAGUCUCUUGGCUUCCCAAAAUUAAAAACUCUCUCUAUAAGUCGCUGUGAUGAACUGGAAUAUGUCUUCCCUGUCUCCGUGUCUCCAAGUCUUCAGAACCUGGAAGAGAUGGAGAUUGAUUUUGCUGACAAUUUAAAGCAAGUAUUUUACAGUGGAGAAGGAGAUGACAUCAUCGUCAAGUCUAAAAUUAAAGAUGGCAUCAUCGACUUCCCUCAGCUAAGAAAAUUGUAUCUUUCAAAGUGCAGCUUUUUUGGUCCAAAGGAUUUUGCUGCCCAAUUGCCUUCUUUGCAAUGUCUAAGCAUCUGUGGCCACGAAGAAGGGGGUAAUUUGUUGGCACAGCUUCGAGGAUUUAUGAAUUUGAAAGAAAUAUCUAUUGAAAACUUGGAAGGAGUACAAGAUUUAAUGCAAGUUGAACGUUUGGUAACUAAUAGAAGAGGUGGGCAUGAACUGUCGCUCGUGAGUUCGGAAACAUUACACUUGAACUUAUUGCCAGACUUGAGUUGUAUUUGGAAGGGUCUCGUGCCGAGCAAUUUGACUACUUUGGACGUGAAAAAGUGUGACAGACUGACACAUGUAUUCACAAACAGCAUCAUUGCUAGUCUAAUUCAACUGAAAUUUCUAGAUAUAUCAAAUUGCGAGGAAUUGGAGCAAAUUAUUGCUAAGGAUAAUGACGAUGAAAAUGAUCAAAUAUUGUCAGGAAGUGAUCUCAAAUCUUCAUGCUUCCCUAAUCUGUGUCGGCUUGAGAUCAGAGGAUGCAACAAGUUGAAGAUUCUCUUCCCAGUAGCCAUGGCUUCAGGUCUCAAAAAGCUCCAAAUACUUAGAGUAAGAGAAUCCCCUCAAUUAUUUGGAGUAUUUGGGCAGGGUGAUCAUGCUUCAGCUGUCAAUGUUGAGAAGGAGAUGGUGCUCCCUGAUCUGCAGGAGUUGUUGCUUGUACAAUUACCAAGUAUUUCCUGCUUCAGUCAUGGAUGUUAUGAUUUCUUGUUCCCUCAUUUGCAGAAGUUGGAGGUGGAUGGAUGCCCAAAGCUGACCACAACAUUUGCUACUACAUCAAAUGACUCAAUGAGUGCUCAAUCAGAGGGGUUUAUGAAUUUGAAAAAAAUAUCUAUUGGAAACAUGAAAGGAGUACAAGAUUUAAUGCAAGUUGGACGUUUGGUAACUAAUAGAAGAAGGGGGCAUGAACUUUCGCUCGUGAGUUUGGAAACAUUACACUUGAACUUAUUGCCUGACAUGAGGUGUAUAUGGAAGGGUCUCGUGCCGAGCAAUUUGACUACUUUGAAGGUGAAAAAGUGUGACAGACUGACACAUGUAUUCACAAACAGCAUGAUUGCUAGUCUACUUCAACUGAAAUUUCUAGAUAUAUCAAAUUGUGAGGAAUUGGAGCAAAUUAUUGCUAAGGAUAAUGACGAUGAAAAUGAUCAAAUAUUGUCAGGAAGUGAUCUCCAAUCUUCAUGCUUCCCUAAUCUGUGUCGGCUUGAGAUCAGAGGAUGCAACAAGUUGAAGAGUCUCUUCCCAGUAGCCAUGGCUUCAGGUCUCAAAAAGCUCCGAAUACUUAGAGUAAGAGAAUCCUCUCAAUUAUUGGGAGUAUUUGGGCAGGGUGAUCAUGCUUUGACUGUUAAUGUUGAGAAGGAGAUAGUGCUCCCUGAUCUGCAGGAGUUGUUGCUUGUACAAUUACCAAGUAUUUCCUGCUUUAGUCCUGGAUGUUAUAAUUUCUUUUUCCCUUGUUUGUCAAUUUUGAGGGUUUGUCAAUGUCCAAAGUUGACCACAGAAUCUGCUACUACAUCAAAUGACUCAAUGAGUGCUCAAUCAGAGGGGUUUAUGAAUUUGAAAAAAAUAUCUAUUAGAAACUUGAAAGGAGUACAAGAUUUAAUGCAAGUUGGACGUUUGGUAACUAAUAGAAGAAGUAGGCAUGAACUUUCACUCGUGAGUUUGGAAACAUUAAACUUGAACUUAUUGCCUGACAUGAGGUGUAUAUGGAAGGGUCUCGUGCCGAGCAAUUUGACUACUUUGGAGGUGAAAAAGUGUGACAGACUAACACAUGUAUUCACAAACAGCAUGAUUACUAGUCUAAUUCAACUGAAAUUUCUAGAUAUAUCAAACUGUGAGGAAUUGGAGCAAAUUAUUUCUAAGGAUAAUGAUGAUGAAAAGGAUCAGAUAUUGUCAGGAAGUGAUCUCCAAUCUUCAUGCUUCCCUAAUCUGUGGCGACUUGAGAUCAGAGGAUGCAACAAGUUGAAGAGUCUCUUCCCAGUAGCCAUGGCUUCAGGUCUCAAAAAGCUUCGAAUACUAAGAGUAAGAGAAUCCCCUCAAUUAUUGGGAGUAUUUGGGCAGGGUGAUCAUGCUUCAGCUGUCAAUGUUGGGAAGGAGAUGGUGCUCCCUGAUCUGCAGGAGUUGUUGCUUGUACAAUUACCAAGUAUUUCCUACUUCAGUCAUGGAUGUUAUGAUUUCAUAUUCCCUUGUUUGUUGAUGUUGGAGGUGCGUCAAUGUCCAAAGCUGACCACAAAAUUUGCUACUACAUCAAAUAGUUCAAUGAGUGCUCAAUCAGAGGUAUCUCAAGUAGCUGAGGGUUCAAGCACUGGUUGCUCCGUGCCAACUAGCACUUGUAGAAACUGGACCCGAAAUAAAGGGUGGGAAGAGGAUGGAGUUGUUCAUGAUGAUUGAGUUAGAUGAUUAGUUUGGCAUUGGAAUUUGAAAAACAUGCUAAUAAUUAUUUCUUGCAGGUAAAAUGGAUGCAAUUAUUUAUUUUCUAUCCUUUUUUAAAUGGCUAAAUUAAAUCAACAUAUUACCUCGAUAUGCAUCAGGUUCGUUGGUUACCUAUUACAUGAUCACCUCGAUAUUAGGUGAUUUCACGAGGAUUCAUGUCUUUGAGUUGUGGUUUGGUGGGAAGUAAUUUCAGCUGUUUCAUUAGCUAUGGGAUACAAUUUGGCUUCACAUUGUAAGAGUCUUAUUUACCAUAGAACUCCCAAAACAAGGUUUUUAACUUAUCUAUCUAUGUAUGAACCUCAAGAAAUAAGGGUUUCUGCUUGUUUGCCCAUUUGUGUUUCUUUUUCAAGUGUCUGAACCUAAAAAACAAGGGCAUAAUGUUUGCUCAUUUGUGUGCUUAUUGUUUAAUGUGUGGAUUCUCAUUCUCCUC
Molecule: messenger RNA, 6188 nt
Organism: Populus trichocarpa (black cottonwood)
Lineage: Eukaryota; Viridiplantae; Streptophyta; Magnoliopsida; Malpighiales; Salicaceae
Exons: 6
Coding region: 272-5716 (1814 amino acids)
Molecular function (GO): ADP binding
Source: RefSeq, a predicted model, not a curated record